Molecule: messenger RNA, 618 nt
Organism: Cicer arietinum (chickpea)
Lineage: Eukaryota; Viridiplantae; Streptophyta; Magnoliopsida; Fabales; Fabaceae
Source: RefSeq, a predicted model, not a curated record
AUGCAAGGCCAGGGAAACUUUCGAAAGGCCUGGAAAUGUUCGAAGUUGAGGGAAAGUUUCGAAAUGCCUAGGAUGAGAGGUGCAUUCGGCCAAAUUAUUCGCAACAUUAUAGGUGGUAAUAGAGGUGGUGAUGGUGCAGAGAGAAUUCCACCAACAGCAUCAAAUAGACGACGAAGCGAAGCAAAUCGUCAAAUUAGGCAUCGUCGUCGAAGACAAGACAUCCAUGAUGAUGUCCCUGAGCCUCAGAUGGAGGAGGAUGUCCCUAAGCCUCAGAUGAAACAUGCUGAUGAUGCUGGAUUCCCCGGAGGACCGAUGUUGAGACAUGUGUUGACACAGUAUGAACACCACGUGGCUCGGCGGCUAUGGGAAGGAGAGGAUCGUGGACCGUUAAAAGUCAUUACUCAUGGAUUGAAGUUGAAGAAGUUUUCCGAAGUUCCUGUGCCACAUCCUGUGGAGCAUUGGAUUCUGGAAUCUGGGCUGCUACCCCUGUCUUCGGCCUACCUCACUAUGGUUGAUGCUGGUCUCAUCUCCGCAUUUGUUGAAAGAUGGCACAGGGAGACCAGCUCAUUUCAUUUGCCAUUUGGAGAGAUAAAUUUGCUUCCAUCCCUGAUUGGCUAA